UUGCUAUUUAUUUUCUUCGAAAACAUUAAACAAACAAAAACGCAUCUAGAAGAGGAGUUGUGGGAGUUGCAGGGUAAAAUGAGAGAAAAGAAUAACAUGCUGUGAAUCACCUCGUUUUACAUGCUCCACAGACUCCUGUGACCCAGCCCUCCACCUUUGCCUCCCCCCUCCCCCCCCCCUUACAAAACUCUAUGACGAUCUUUAGACCCCUUCGCAUGUAUCCGGUCUCAAUUAAAACUCAACCUUUUUGUUCCGUUUUCAAAAAGGUCUGCGUCCACACGAAGCGUUUUCAUUUUCAUCGCUAGUAAAAUCUAUUAGAACUUUCCUGGAAGAUCGCAUCUCCAUGCAAGAAAUUUAUUAGCUACCCAAGACAUGACUUGCAUGUACUUGCGCGAGAAAGAAUAAAUAGAUUGGCCUGUAGCUUUAUUCAACAGGUUAGAAACACAAAACGUCUGCAAAUCUUUGUAAUUGUAAUAAGACAUAUGUAUAUCUUCUAGCAGUCUUCAGUCCUCGUAAUUUAGCCCUUUGACUUCCAGGAUAAAGCAAUAAUCCUCAAAAUUUCACAGUUUAUCUUCCUACCAUUUUGCAUCCUUAGACAUCAUCCGCCGAUAUCCCAGCCGCAAGAAAGGGUUUAUGUACCAGCGAGAAUACUUCAUCGGGAUGUAUUCCACAUUUACUAAAUGGUACAUGCAGCCUUUCGCACGCGCUACCAUCAGGCUAUGGUACAUGUUUGUGCGAUCAGCAUCGGACUCUUUUCCUUUCUUUUUGCUAGUGAAGUAUUUUAAAGCGUUUGGCUUCUAGGGUACAGGCUAAGGUACAUGAAAAAAAGUACGUGCAUUUUUUUUCAAUAUCACCUGGUUUUUAUUUUGUUUGUGAGAUUGCGAAAUAGUACUUUAAUGUCAUCAUCCAACUUUUGUAGCUAACGGUGGUGUUUGACAGGGAAUUGAAGAAUGUUAAAAUAUACGUAUUUGAUUUUUACGAGAAACACGCAGUUUCGCCACAAGUAGUGCCGAAUGAAACACCUCUUCAAAGCAUUAAUCUUGCCGGAGGUCUAGCGCUUAUAUCGACCGAGGCUGCAUACAUAUAUAUUAUCACAAUUCGUUAUUAUAUGUAUCUAUUUGAUCAAUAUUGGUUUUGAAAUCUUUUGUUUUUGGUAAUUACUUUUUUGAAAGUUAAUAAAUGCCUAUGCAUUUUGUAUGAGCCUAGCUUUUGACAGCGAACCUUUUACAGCUUAAGUUAUUUAUUUUCAUCUCUAAGGAACAAAAGUAGUACGCAUUAGACUAACACGCUUGAAGGAUUUAUUGACUAGCGCGGUCUUUUUUGAUUGGGCAAAUACCAUUGAGACGACCAUUUAAUAAGGUCGGAAUCACCCAAACAUGAGAAAACAACUUCAUCUGCUAAUAGGGACAUAAGGGGAUGUUAUUAUCGGAUUUUCUUAUUUACAAGGAUAACUUACUAUCGACUGGAAUACCUUAAGGUAAUUACGACGAAGGAUCCGGGAGUGGUGAUCUAAGUCGUUCAAUUUUCCUGGAAAACUCGGGAUUCUCAUUACACAAGUAACAUGUUGGCUAAGUCCAGGUUAUGAGGGUUAUGAAAUAACAAGCAGUCAGUAAAGACACCCAGAUACGCGUAGAAAGGGCACGGAAAUGGCCAGCGAGAAUACUUCAUCGGGAUGUAUUCCGCAUGUCUACACUCAACCUGAGAAGGUUUGUAAGACAUUAGCUUACGCCACGAUCAUCGCCUUGUCCCUGGUCGGUAACACUGUCGUUAUAUUCACGGUGUGUCGGAACAGACACAUGAAAAGCGUCACCAAUCUGUUCAUCGCAAAUCUGGCCGCAAGCGAUCUCCUCAUAACCUUCCUUGGCAUGCCUCAUCAAAUCACCGAGUUGUACACGACUGAGUGGAUGUUUGGUACGGUUCUGUGUAAACUAGUGGUGUACCUUCAAAGUGUUUCCGUGGGUAGCUCAGUGUUAACACUGUUAGCUAUAACAAAGGACCGUUUCGUCGCUAUUAUUUUCCCGUUUCGCCCAAGAAUGAGCUUCAAGACGGCAAAGACUAUUAUCAUGCUAAUAUGGUCUCUUUCCCUUGGGAUAAUGGCACCUCUGAUUUACGCUACUAAAGUUCAUAACAACCAGUGUACUGAGGACUGGACACCGGCCUUUGACGCCAAGACGGCCCCUCGUGACUACACGGUUGUACUGUUUGUCAUGUUGUAUGCUGUCCCGAUGCUAACUAUGGCGGUCCUUUACGCAAUCAUUGUCAGAAAACUUUGGCGAAGAAGGCGAAUCGGGGAAGUCAUCCCUUCAGCGAGCUCAAAAAACGAAGUCUCACGCAAAAAAGUUAUCAAAAUGCUGAUAACUGUUAUAAUGUUGUUUACAUUUUCAUGGCUACCAUUACAUGUUUUUAGCUUCAUAAGUUUUUUCGCUCCCUUUUGUCCUGAUACCAGCAACACUGCUUUGUACUUUGUAUCGCUUUUCCUUGGUCAUGGGAACAGCGCGGCGAAUCCUUACCUUUACGCUCUUUUUAAUCAAAAUUACAGGGAUGGGUUCAAAAUGGCGUGUCGGUGUGUCAUGAACCACCAUCCUCAACAUCAGCAAAGAAUUCGUCAGGCUUACACCGUAUACGAGAAACAGGUCAACAGCCCAAGACUCCCAAACGACGAGAUCAACAGCCCAAAACUCCGAAACUACCAGACCAAUGGAAAUAACCCGAUGCGAGAUUUAAACGUUGGAAAAAAGGAAUUUUAUGACCCAAGGGAGGGAUCUGCUAGAUGGAUUAAGGGGAGGGGAAGAAAUAUCCUGGAGAUCAGGAUUGUGGGAAUCGAACGAUCCUCGUCCCCAAUGAAUUGGGACCCCGACAGUGGAAGCGUGAUUAUGGAAUUUGAAAACUCGACGUUCCAAACGGAUCUGUGAUAACACAUCUACUUGUUUGCAUAAACAUUCGGCUUCAGUAGAUUAUUUUUAGAGAGCUCUAGUAAGUUAGACCAUUUUGAGUGACCGACCAUUUGAUAUCUGACUGGCCGUUCAAGGAAAAAUAAAUCUUCCGAAGAAUUCCAGAGGAAAAAGGAUUGAGGAACCAGCUGGUAGCAGAAAUAAUAUCCGUUAUUAUAUAGAUAUAUGAAAAAAGAAUUGUAAAAUAACCACAUAAACAAAGCUGUAUGCCUCAUUUACUAAAUUUAAGACUUCUUGCUG
Nematostella vectensis (starlet sea anemone) is the source of this 3191-nucleotide messenger RNA. Its product is annotated as neuropeptide FF receptor 2. The transcript has a single exon. Gene Ontology annotation, cellular component: membrane. Gene Ontology annotation, biological process: G protein-coupled receptor signaling pathway. The coding region runs from base 1647 to 2912 and encodes 421 amino acids. NCBI's taxonomy places the organism in Eukaryota, Metazoa, Cnidaria, Anthozoa, Actiniaria, Edwardsiidae. The record is from RefSeq and is a predicted model, not a curated record. Gene Ontology annotation, molecular function: neuropeptide Y receptor activity.